UGCCGAUGUUACGAUAAUUAAUGAGAGAUACAGCUUUCAAAUUUUCUUCAACGGUAAACGUUUUACGACAUUUGCGCAUCGUGGCUCACCAGAUGAUGUCAGAACGUUGGAGAUUGAUGGUGAAUGUGAAGUAUUUUCUGUCACAGUUAAUAAUGCAGUUGGUGUAUAA
Molecule: messenger RNA, 169 nt
Organism: Acanthocheilonema viteae
Lineage: Eukaryota; Metazoa; Nematoda; Chromadorea; Rhabditida; Onchocercidae
Source: the annotation of a GenBank genome assembly